This is a messenger RNA of Argiope bruennichi, 2899 nucleotides long. Its product is annotated as leucine-rich repeat-containing protein 49-like. The transcript is spliced from 19 exons. Lineage: Eukaryota; Metazoa; Arthropoda; Arachnida; Araneae; Araneidae. The record is from RefSeq and is a predicted model, not a curated record. Gene Ontology annotation, molecular function: protein binding. Bases 239 to 2719 code for a protein of 826 amino acids.
GUUCGUGGCGGCCCUAUUUUCUCCCUGUCUCUUAUCAUCUUAAAGCGCAAAAAAUGGUUAUGGAAAGAAGAAACCACUGCCAUGUAUAAUAAAAUGCUUACAGUCCUUUUGACAGAAGCCAUUUUUGAAGAUUGGCGUUCCCAAAACAAUUAGGCACCUGAAACAAGCUACCUUCGAAUCAAAAUUUAAGAUCUUGAAGCAUAAAAUAUUGUAAUGACCACAAAACUGGAAGAGAUCGAUGCAAUCACGAAAAAACCAUGAAAAAGCAACUAAAACUCCCAAGGAGGCAGAUAUUCAAGUCUCAGGACUUAGUGUCGUGAUAGCUCAAGGAAAAGUAAAUGUGACUGAAAAGACUAAGCAGACAAGUACAAAAAUUGCAUCAAAGUCUCAAACAUCUAAAGCUUCUCCAAGGAGAAAAUUUCAAACAAGAACUGAUGAUAUAAAAAAUGUGCAAAGCACACUGCACAGAAACCAGUCCCCAUCUCCAUCCAGAGGCUCCAGUCGAGCAUCAUCCAGUCCUGUGUCCUCAACAUCGUACAUCUCAGAUGCCUGCACAUCGCUAUCUAAAGUCGAAGAUCCAACCACCGCUACAUCGACAUCUAUAUCUUCAUCUCCUGUCAAUGCGGGGCCGUCCUCAUACAGAGCCCAGUGGGUGCUAUCCAGAAAGUUAUCAGGAAGAUCCCGAUUUAAUGAAUUACAAGGUAAAUCAAAGGUAGCUGUAAGAGUUGCAGAUGAUGGCAAAAUCUAUAUUAAAAGGUCUUCAGAGGAGAGGAACCUGGAUCCUGACCGCCUUUUAUUGGACAGAUGUAAUUUAACACAUUGUCCAAUUAUUGAAGGAGAAGAAUUUCUCCAUCUACUUAAUUUGCAGCAAAAUCAAAUACCUGUUAUUGAAAACUUGGACGUGUUUUCAAAUCUUAAGUUCCUUGAUUUAUCAGACAACUUAAUAGAGCAUAUCAGUGGUUUAGACUCUUUAUCUUCUCUCAGAAUGCUUAUAAUUGCAAGGAAUAGACUAGGUAGUAUUGAUGGGUUGCAGAAUUUGCAACAUCUGGAUGUUCUUGAUUUAAGUGGAAAUGAGAUUAAAGAAAUUUGUAAUAUUAAUCAUCUCUGCGAACUGAGAAUGUUGAAUUUGUCAUCAAACCAAAUAACUCAUAUAACUGGAAUGCGAGGAUUAAAAUCAUUAGUAGAAUUAAAUAUAUCCAAGAAUUUCAUUACAGAAGUAAGUGAGGUUGAUGUUUUACCUCGGUUACAAAGGCUCUUUCUUUCUCAAAAUUCUAUUGAAAGGUUCGAAGAUAUGUAUUGUGUGAGCAACAUUCCGUUACUUUGUGAUUUAACUUUAGAAGGCUGUCCUUUAACUGCAUUUCCAAAUUAUCGACAUCUCAUCUUGUAUAAUAUACCCCAAUUGAAAGUGCUGGAUUCAAGACGAGCUUUGGAUGAAGAACGACGCACAGCACAUUCCUUAAUGAGGAAGGAAGAGCAAAAGAGACAAGAGGGCAUUCGAUUGGCAAAAGUCAAAGAGGCCAAAGUGAAAGCUAUAGCCACAGCUCGACAGUUGUGGGAAACUUCGUGCAAAGAGCCAUCUUCUCAGACACCCCAAGAAACAUCUACAGUUUCAUCUAUUGCUUCUGCAGUUCCUUUGCACUUACUUGCCUCAAGAUAUAGCCGUUCAUUUAGUGAGGAAGAAGAGGAUAUGUUUUGUUCAUGUUGUGGUGGUCAAGGUAUUGACUGCAGUGAGUGUGAUAGUGGGAAAACUAGAAUUAUUUCAAAUGGAAUUAUGCAAAAAUCAAAGAAACCAAAAUCAAGGUCUCAGAAACGAAGCCAAGAUAUGAAAAAUAAAAAAAUACGACCUUCUUUAUCCUUGGAUCUGGAAAUUGCAGAUUCCAAAUUGACAUACUUGGCAGAAGUUGAAUUUGGGAAUUUGCAACUGUAUGGUCCUGGGGCUGUUGCAGCUACUAUAAGUCAUGCUUGGGCCCCCCAAACUGUUUCUCUUAUACACACAGUGUCCUUCCAUUUUGUUGUUUUUGAUGAUAUUGUUUAUCUGCUAGGAAAAUUAAAGACUCAAUUCCCAAAUAUUGAAGCAGCAUCAUUUGAAUGUGCUUGUUUGGAAUCUCUAGCACAGCUGAAUGCCUUAGGACAAAUCCCAGGUCUCAAAAACUUAACAAUCGAGACUGAAGGUAAUCCUAUAUUGCAAUUAUCACUUUGGCGAAUGUAUGCAGUCUAUAGGCUUAGCCCUACCAUUGAACAAAUAAAUGGAUCAAUGGUGACUGAAUUGGAGCGAAAUAAGGCAGAAGAUGUAUUUGGUGGUCUUGGCUUUGCUGCAUCUUUAUUACUGCCCAAGUAUAGAUUAUCUUCUUUAUUAAAUAGUCCAAGAGUAAAACAAAUGUUUUUGAAAGAAAAAGGUUAUUCGCCGAACAGUUUACAGAGGCAACCAGACUCUCAAGUGGCAAUUGAAGUGAUGAAAGCAACAUUUACUUAUAACCCAGAUUUUGAGUUCUCUCUACCUGGAUGCAAAACAACGGCGACAAAAAUCAUUGAGAAAAACAUCGAUUGUGUUCAAGAAAUCAUGAAGAAACGUUUAGUCUUUCAGCGGCUUUGGCCGUCCAUGUUUUUAGGAAUAGUCAAUGAUGCUUUAGAAGAUUAUAUUGAUCUUAAUCGCCAUAUGAAACUGUCCAUGCAAAGCUUGCUUAAAAAGUGCAAAUCUCUAGAAGAAAAUCUUGAUUAAGUUUUAAUUAAUCUUUUUGCUAAAACAAUGUUUUGCGAAUCAUCCGAUUCAAUUUGUUUACCUUUUCAUAUAAGAAAAAUUUUCAAUUUGAAUUUUUUUUAGACAAUCAAAGUUCUAUCUAGAUAAACACUGACUUCUACUAUUUCGGGUAUCACUUUAAAUCUUGUUAAAUAUGAAUUU